CCCUUCGUGACCGCAUUGCUCAGCGCUGGCAAAUUUAUUUAAAAGCAUCCAGCUAUCACAUUUUUAUCAGAACGACGUUCACAAGACUCAUACCCAGGCUUCGCUACUGCGUUGCAGCAAUACCCCUUUCACUACAAGAAAAGCGGACUUUAACGACUACGAUGGCUCCCGUAACCAACGGAAAAGUCGAGAAGAGCUCGAAGAUGCAUUCAAAAGUUGUAAUCAUCGGCUCUGGACCAGCUGGACAUACUGCUGCCAUCUACCUUGCCAGGGCCAAUCUGAGCCCAGUCUUAUUCGAGGGUUUCAUGGCCAACGGAUUUGCUGCAGGAGGACAGCUUACCACAACGACAGAUGUGGAGAACUUUCCCGGUUUCCCAACAGGCAUCUUAGGACCUGAGCUGAUGGAUAAAUUCCGCGAGCAGUCCGUCAGAUUUGGCACCAACAUCAUUACAGAGACCGUAUCCAAGAUCGACUUGUCUGCACGGCCUUUCCGCUACUGGAGGGAAAUGCAAGAGGACGAGGAACCUGAAACGGCAGACACGGUCAUCAUCGCUACCGGUGCUAGCGCGAAACGUCUUGGCCUCAAGGGUGAGUCUACGUACUGGCAAAGCGGUAUCAGUGCCUGUGCUGUCUGCGACGGCGCUGUUCCUAUAUUCCGGAACAAGCCUCUUGCUGUCAUUGGCGGCGGUGAUUCAGCAGCAGAAGAGGCGACUUAUCUUACCAAGUAUGGAUCCCAUGUAUAUGUGCUUGUCCGCCGCGAUGAGCUUCGUGCAUCCAAGAUCAUGGCAAAACGGCUUUUGAAUAAUCCCAAAGUGACCGUACUCUGGAACACUGUUGCCGUCGAGUGCCAAGGUGAUGGCGACCUGUUGAACAACCUGCGCAUCAAGAAUGUCUUGACGAACGAAGAGAAGGAUCUGCCCGUUAACGGCUUGUUCUAUGCUAUAGGCCACGAACCAGCCACGUCAAUCGUUCGCUCCCAAUUGCAAACGGACCCCGAUGGCUACAUCAUCACCGUACCUGGGACUACGCAGACCUCUGUGAAGGGAGUCUUUGCUGCCGGUGACGUGCAAGACAAGCGAUAUAGGCAGGCCAUCACCAGCGCUGGUAGCGGGUGUAUGGCUGCUCUCGAAGUGGAGAAACUCAUCUCGGAAGAAGAAGAAUUUGGAGAGUAAGCGAGGACGAUCCAUAUAGAAAUGCAAUCAUCUGUACUUUUAUCAAGGUCUUGAAAACUUAGAACUCCACUACUUUUAUAUAUCCUCUGCGGCGUGUAACCUCU
Desarmillaria tabescens is the source of this 1276-nucleotide messenger RNA. Its product is annotated as thioredoxin reductase. Lineage: Eukaryota; Fungi; Basidiomycota; Agaricomycetes; Agaricales; Physalacriaceae. The record is from RefSeq and is a predicted model, not a curated record. Bases 162 to 1172 code for a protein of 336 amino acids. The transcript has 7 exons. Gene Ontology annotation, molecular function: thioredoxin-disulfide reductase (NADPH) activity. Gene Ontology annotation, cellular component: cytoplasm; cytosol. Gene Ontology annotation, biological process: cell redox homeostasis; removal of superoxide radicals.